AGCUGCGACGGUCUGAAGACGUCGAUGAGAAAUUAACAUUGCUGCAACGUGACGCAUCGUGCAUACCUAAUAAACAGUUUGGCGGUGAUCAGGACGGCGAAGCGGCGUGUCGGUGACGGUAACCAGAUCCGACGAGAAAUACUGAAAAUGUGUAUCGGGCGUAGAAGUUGCAAAUUACGUGGCAGUUUCAGCGCAGCAUUGUUACAAGAUAAAUGGAGUUGUCCUGCAACAGGACUGAGACCCGGAACAUGCCAUCUAUUCAUCGUGAAAGUUGAAAAUCUAAAAAUUUCAAUUAGACUUGUCAAUAUCCAACAAACAAUCGGCAAUGGCAUCUUAACGAUCAACGGGGAAGAGAGAGACCUGAGAAGGAGAGGCCACUAUACUCGCAGCCACGUUACGGUGGUUUCGUUUCUUGGAAAAGGAAGAAACGGUGGCAGCGAUCGAAAGGGCGGCACCGGUGCUGUCGUCGAUCCGCGAACGCACGAUAUCUGGCGAAUCGAUCGAAAGAACGGACACGAGUGUUCGAUAACGACAACGCUUGACGCGCUUUCCCGACUAUAG
Bombus pyrosoma is the source of this 561-nucleotide messenger RNA. RefSeq lists its product as uncharacterized. The record is from RefSeq and is a predicted model, not a curated record. Lineage: Eukaryota; Metazoa; Arthropoda; Insecta; Hymenoptera; Apidae. The transcript is spliced from 3 exons. The coding region runs from base 148 to 561 and encodes 137 amino acids.